Messenger RNA from Triticum aestivum (bread wheat), 3341 nucleotides. RefSeq names its product protein Rf1, mitochondrial. The record is from RefSeq and is a predicted model, not a curated record. Gene Ontology annotation, molecular function: mRNA binding; protein binding. NCBI's taxonomy places the organism in Eukaryota, Viridiplantae, Streptophyta, Magnoliopsida, Poales, Poaceae. The coding region runs from base 132 to 953 and encodes 273 amino acids. The transcript is spliced from 3 exons. Gene Ontology annotation, cellular component: mitochondrion. Gene Ontology annotation, biological process: RNA processing; mitochondrion organization.
UGCAAAUCUACGCAGUUCUUCUCCCUUCGCCGCCACCUCCACCGCCACGGCGCCGCUGCUGAACCCCUCCGUCGGCGAUCAUCGCGCUGGCCACAGCCCUUCUCACUUCUCGGCUCCUCCUCCGCGCGCGCAUGGCCUCCUCCGCCUCCUCUGCGGCUCUCUCCGCCCUCCCUUUUCCCACCUGCUUCUCCUCCGACGACGACUCCGACGACUCUGACGACGCCAAGCCCAUCCCGCCUCCACCCGUAUCGGCAGAGACCUGCCCUCCUCCUCCUCCGCAGCAUCAGCAGAAGCUGCGGCGAUGGCAGCUGGAGCGCGAGUGCAACAUGGCCAUGAAUGCCCUGGCGCGCGCGGGCGACGUCGACCAGGUGCUCGCCAUCUUCGCAGAGCUCUGGGCUUUCGGAACUGGCCCGGGUGGUGCCUCGCCGCCCAACGUGCUCUGCUACAACACGCUCAUCAACGCGCUGGCCGAAGCUGGUCACGUGGAGGAGGCCCACCUUGUGUUCGACGAAAUGCUUGCAGCAGGGGUGGCGCCCAACGUGUCGUCCCUCAACAUCCUUGUCAAGAUGUAUUCGUGCAAACCUAUGCAGUUUGACCUCGCGUUCAAUGAGAUCGUCCGGAUGCGAGAGCUUGGGGUGGAAGCCGACGCGGGCACGUACUCCACGCUCGUCACGGGGCUGUGCCGCGCGGGGAUGGUCGAGGAGGCGUUGGGCGUGCUCGAAUGGAUGCGCGAAGAGGGGUGCCCUCCCAUGGUGCAAACCUACACGCCCAUUGUACAACAAUAUUGCCGCAAGGGCCUCGUCGAGGAGGCCAAGAAGCUGAUGGACAGGAUGGAAGGCGGCGGUUGCCCUCCAAACAUAGUUACCUACAAUGUUCUGAUCAGGGCUUUGUGUGAUGCCACCGAAUUUGAGGAGGUCAGGCAAGUUUUGAUGGAGAGUAGAACCGAAGGUUAGACGCCCAACACUGUCACAUACAAUACGUUUAUGGAUGGUCUCUGCAAGAAAGGUAGGGCUAAUGAAGCACUCGAGCAGUGGGAUGUUAUGGCAGGCCAAGGGUUGGAGCCCACGGAUUUUACUUUCAGUAUUCUCCUGAAUUGCCUUUGCCAUGCCUUGAGGAUUGCCUAUGCCAUACACUUGUUAGAGUGGAGUGCAUCAUUGGAACGGUAUGCCGGUGCUGUCGCGUACAACACUGAUGAGCAGGUUAUGCGAAAUGGGUCGUUGGAAGCGUGUUCUGAAGCUGUUGACAGACAUGAUCAAGAGAGGUGUGACGCCAAACACGAGGGCCUUCAACAUUGCCAUUCGUGCUCUUUGCUCCGGUGGGAAGUUAUCCAUAGCCAGGGGCGUGGUCCGUAACCCAGGGGUUUCUGCAAACGUCGUGACGUAUAAUACGCUCAUUUAUUAUUGGUUUCACUACUGUCGAGAUCUUCAUGAGGUUUGGCGCCUAAUUUCCGACAUGGCGGCAGAGAAGAUUGCUCCAGAUGAAGUUACCUGCACUACAAUCGUCCAUGGGUUAUGCAGAGAUGGAAAGUACGAUACGGCCACCAGAAACUACUUUCUACAAUCGCUUGAGAUUGUACUGUCAGGGGAUCAUCUUGACGUCCUUACAAACAUGCUUGCUCGCAAAGGCAGAAUCUGAUUCGCAAAACAAUAAAAAUCUGGGCAUGGUAAUGAUACCUCGACCCUUGCAAACAGGCUUGCUCACAAUAGCAAAAUCUGGGCAUUGUAACAAUACCUCGACCCUUGAUGGUCGGAGGGUCAGCUUUAAGAGAGGUAGUCUGCACGGCCAUCCCAAAUGGAGGAUCCUGAUCAAGAAGAACCCCAUCAGGUUCUCACGAGCUAAAUGACGUCCCACCAGUUAGGUGGUCAGCACGUCCACUUUAAUUCGUUCUAUGGGAAGCGAGGACUAGAGGUAUGAUGAUUUUAAAUGUGCUUUUGGCGUCAAUUAGAACUGACUGAAAGUUGCAUAAAUUUCCAGUCACUUUUUUCCCACCUCCAGGACGAAUUUCAUACAGCAGACACAGGUCACAAAGUAACUGAAAGUAUCAAAUUUUCAGUCGUUUUUCCCGCCUCUAGCAUGAAUUCAAAUGUACCUAAAAGUUCCUUAACUUUCAGACAGACCUGAUAUCAGGUGUUGAUUUACAACCCAACCCAAUCACAGUUGUGACCGGGAAAACAGCCGGUGCGACCAAAUAUCUCCUUCCGCCAGCACGACGACAGCAAGGUUGACGAGCCAGAGAAGGGGACUUUCGAUAUUGUACAUUGAGUUAUUGGGCCUUGGCAGGUAUUUGAGGUUACUGCGGCGAAGAGGGUUUUGGGUUGCAGAGGUGGCGACCUUAUCAACCCUGCUACAAGGCAAUGGGAUGAGGAUCUCGUGACCGAGACUUUCUGGAAGUUGAUGUGCAACAUAUACUAUCGAUUCCUUUGCCGACAUAUGACAUAGAAGAUUUCGUUGCAUGGAGCCUGACAAAGAACGGGAUUUUCUCUGUAUGUACUGCCUAUUAUGCUGAAUGGGAUCAUCAACAUGGGUUCAAAUUGAGGCGUACAAAUGGUAUAGGAACUGUCGAUUCAAACAAGAUAUGGCACCGUAUUUGGAGUCUGCAAUGCCCUAGCAAGGUUUCAGUUGCUUGGUCAGAGAAACAUUCAUGAAGAGGCCAUGUGAUAUUGCAGCGUGGUAUUAUGGUGGGAAAGAUACAAAUUAGUUCAUGAUGAUGAGAAGGUGCAGCAACUAGCCAUAUCGCUAUGUCUGUGCGUGCUCUUACUGCAAAUUAAACUGCAGCAGCAGACACCCACGGUGAAGAAAAGAAAUGGUGGCUGGAUCAGACCACCACGAGGCCAGGUGAAGUUGAAUGUCGAUGCUGCUUCUGAUGUAGACCUUCUUGCGGGCGCGUCUGCUGCUGUAAUUCGCGACGCCAAUGGAAUUUUCGUUGCGGCCUGAAACUGGAAGAUUGAUCUCCACGUGGACGUCUUAUCUGCGGAAGCUACCGUUCUGAAACUCGGUCUACAGUUGGCACAGUCCAUCGGCUGAAACAGGAUUGUAUUGUAACCAAUUCGAACAACUCAGAUUUCAUGAGCAUCAUGCAAGAAGUUGGAAGAUCAGCAGGCAUUCCUGCAGCCAUCUUUGACGACUGCUAUAAUUUAGUUUGUGUAGCUGUUUUCCAACAUUGUUUUAGAUAAUGUAAUGUUGUUGCUCAUAUGCUUGGGAGUGGCUUGAUGAACCAACUAGUGAGAUUAUCCCACUAGUGAUUGAUGAUGUAACUCGUGUCAAAUUUAAAAAGUUGGGUGGUUAAUGUAAAAAUAAAUCAAUCAAUGGUGAACUUCUUUAUCUCAUAUAAAAGAAAAUGA